Gordionus sp. m RMFG-2023 is the source of this 951-nucleotide messenger RNA. RefSeq lists its product as uncharacterized. Gene Ontology annotation, cellular component: phosphatidylinositol 3-kinase complex; cytoplasm; plasma membrane. Gene Ontology annotation, biological process: phosphatidylinositol-3-phosphate biosynthetic process; cell migration; phosphatidylinositol-mediated signaling. The record is from RefSeq and is a predicted model, not a curated record. Gene Ontology annotation, molecular function: 1-phosphatidylinositol-4-phosphate 3-kinase activity; 1-phosphatidylinositol-3-kinase activity. The transcript is spliced from 6 exons. Lineage: Eukaryota; Metazoa; Nematomorpha; Gordioida; Chordodea; Parachordodidae. The annotation marks the transcript as partial.
GAAAAAUUGAAAUUUUUUCGGCAUCAAUUGAGGCAGCCAGACUUUCAAGAAGCCUUGCAAAAUUUACCCUCUCCUAUUGACAAUAGUUAUAUUCUCGGCGAACUAAUCGUUGACGAAUGCAAGAUAUUAUCAUCUGCCAAAAAGCCAUUUUGGUUAGUUUGGACAAACCCGGACCCUUUACUGAACUCAGAUUCAUCCUCGAUUCAUUCACUUAUAGCGUCUCAUUCCCCUUCUGAUUUUGCCAAUCCUAUAAUUGAUAUCAAUAAGGCUGGCACUCCACCCCGUCUAAAUAAAAAACAAAAAAAUUCGCCUAACUCUUCUCCCACUGGAAGUUAUGAUGGUUCGCCCUUAAUGGAUAAUCAACCGACUGACGUUGGUUCUUUGAGAUUGCAUAAUAAAAUAAACCGUUACACUAACCUGCCAGAAGCUUCUGUGGGAUUUAGAGAAUUGAUUUUCAAAUCUGGAGACGAUUUAAGACAAGAUAUGCUAACCCUCCAAACCUUAAAGGUUAUGGAUUGGGUGUGGAAACUCGAAGAAGAUCAAGCAUCUAUAUCUAGAAAUGUCGAAUCCGAAGACAAUUUAGCUUUAGACACCCAGGGUCUCGAUUUAAAACUCCUACCAUAUGGUUGCCGUCAGACCGGUCCUGGUCGGGGUUUUAUACAAGUUGUGCCAAAAUCUUUGACUAUCAUGGCCGUUAUCGGUCAUCUGAUGACACACCAUCAGACUUCACACACUUCGGUUCCCUCUCAUAGCAGCGGGUCUUUUGGAGAAGAAAGUAUAAGAGGAAGCAUAUCGUCCGCCCUUAUUAAUAACAAUUACAACACUAUAUCAUCCGGUUCUUACGGAAUAAGUGUCAUAAGCAAGAAAAGCAGCGCCGCCCUCGCUAGCGUUACAAAUACUAACAGACUGCAUAGGUGGAUCAAGGAGAGGAACUGUGGUGCUAGGAAGUAA